AUGCUUUUCUUUGGUAUAUGGAAAUUGCAUUUCGUUGUAAGCAGCAUUGCAGAUGAGACCGUAAAACGAAACGAAUCCAAUGUCAUUAGAAAAUGUGGUGAAGGAAAUAAGAAGAGACGUCGUGAGAAAGUGAACAUCUCUGCAUGUGCUGUUGUUGCUGGCGAUGGUGCAUCAAACGAUGCGAAACAUUCAUCGAAUGAACGAUCAGCGGACUAUUUACGCAACUUCAAACCUUUACCUUCUCAUUCUCACAAACAAUUUAAUGCAAAUCAGAAUUGA
Messenger RNA from Clunio marinus, 279 nucleotides. NCBI's taxonomy places the organism in Eukaryota, Metazoa, Arthropoda, Insecta, Diptera, Chironomidae. The record is from the annotation of a GenBank genome assembly.